This is a messenger RNA of Macadamia integrifolia, 1451 nucleotides long. Its product is annotated as fructose-bisphosphate aldolase, cytoplasmic isozyme 1-like. Gene Ontology annotation, biological process: fructose 1,6-bisphosphate metabolic process; glycolytic process. The record is from RefSeq and is a predicted model, not a curated record. NCBI's taxonomy places the organism in Eukaryota, Viridiplantae, Streptophyta, Magnoliopsida, Proteales, Proteaceae. Gene Ontology annotation, cellular component: cytosol. The transcript has 3 exons. Bases 220 to 1293 code for a protein of 357 amino acids. Gene Ontology annotation, molecular function: fructose-bisphosphate aldolase activity.
AUACUGGGUGAUCACUCCUUUCUCUAUCCAAAAACGAUAACCCUUCAUGGGCUUAUCCUCGGACACGUAUCCCUUCCUUCAUCUAAUUCCUUUUGGUAUAUUCCUCCAUUGCUCAUCUAUAUAGUAACCUUCUUCCUUAAAGCUGGUUUUCUCAUUUCUCUCUCUCUCUUAUCCAUUCUAUAUCAAGUCAUUAUUCACCACCUUUAAGCAGAAGAAGCCAUGUCCGCCUUCAUAGGAAAGUACGCAGAUGAGCUGAUAAAGAACGCCAAGUACAUAGCAACGCCAGGUAAGGGAAUUCUAGCGGCGGACGAGAGCACAGGAACCAUCGGAAAGCGUCUUUCCAGUAUCAACGUAGAAAACAUAGAAUCCAGCAGGCAAGCUCUCCGACAGCUCCUCUUCACUUCUCCCAACGCCCUCCCUUACCUCUCCGGUGUCAUCCUCUUCGAAGAAACCCUUUACCAGAAAACCACCGACGGCAAACCCUUCGUCGAAGUCCUCCAAGAGAACAAAGUCAUCCCAGGUAUCAAGGUCGACAAGGGCACCGUCGAUAUCGCCGGCACCAAUGGCGAAACCACCACCCAGGGCUUCGAUUCCCUCUCCACCCGUUGCCAGCAGUACUACAAGGCUGGUGCCCGUUUUGCCAAGUGGCGUGCUGUUCUUAAGAUUGGGCCCACAGAGCCAUCCGAGCUGUCCAUCCAACAGAACGCUCAGGGUUUAGCUCGUUACGCCAUUAUCUGCCAGGAGAAUGGGCUCGUUCCCAUAGUGGAACCGGAGAUUCUCACCGACGGCAACCACGACAUCAUGAAAUGCGCCGCCGUCACCGAGACUGUAUUGGCCGCUGUUUAUAAGGCUCUCAACGAUCACCAUGUGCUUCUAGAAGGAACUCUUCUCAAGCCCAAUAUGGUCACUCCUGGCUCUGACAGCCCCAAGGUGCCUCCAGAGGAGAUGGCAGAGUGCACGGUUGCAGCAUUACGUCGCACAGUACCACCGGCGGUGCCAGGGAUUGUGUUCCUGUCGGGAGGGCAGAGUGAGGAAGAGGCAACACUUAAUCUUAACGCCAUGAACAAGUUAGAGGUGCUGAAGCCAUGGACGUUGUCAUUCUCCUUCGGGAGAGCUCUUCAGCAGAGCACGCUCAAGAUAUGGGCUGGCAAGGAGGAGAACGUGGGAAAAGCACAGGAGACAUUCUUAAUCAGGUGCAAGGCUAACUCUGAGGCCACCCUUGGCAAAUACACCGGUGGGUCUGGUGGAGGAUUGGCUUCUGAGAGUUUGUAUGUAAAGGGUUACAAGUAUUAACCCAUUCCCAAGUGACAAAAUGGUCUCCAAUCUUCACCCCUCCUCCUUCUCCUGCUCCUUAGUUUAAGGAGCUUUCAUGCUACACUGAAAUCUGUAAUUUUGUAUUAUUCCCUUCACUUCACCAUGCUUAUUUCAAGGUAACAGAAAUUUACAAGGUA